Trichomycterus rosablanca is the source of this 707-nucleotide messenger RNA. RefSeq names its product natriuretic peptide A-like (gene nppal). Lineage: Eukaryota; Metazoa; Chordata; Actinopteri; Siluriformes; Trichomycteridae. Gene Ontology annotation, molecular function: hormone activity. The transcript has 3 exons. Gene Ontology annotation, biological process: receptor guanylyl cyclase signaling pathway; cGMP biosynthetic process. Gene Ontology annotation, cellular component: extracellular region. The record is from RefSeq and is a predicted model, not a curated record. Bases 24 to 413 code for a protein of 129 amino acids.
CGUGCGCAGCUACUGAACACAUCAUGACUGCCUACCUGUCCUUCUUCUGCCUCUCAUCACUUCUACUGCUCAGCUUCAUCACAGCCAAACCGCUGUCUGAGUUACAGGAGAGCCUAAAGGAGCUGCUGGAGGAGGAGGAAGCAGCCGGGAACGUCGCUCUCUUCAGCGCGGAGGAGGCGCAGACAGAAGCGGAGGGAGAACGGGAAGGAGGAACCGCGGAACGCCGGGCUCUGAGCAGCUGGACCGGAGGUGACAUCACCGCUGCGCUGGCGGCUAAAGAGAACGCCAUAGACCGGCUACUCGGAGACAUCCUGACCGUGUCCAAACGCAGCCGCUUCAAGAAAGGAGGGCUGAGGAGCUGCUUCGGCGUUCGACUCGAGAGAAUCGGUUCCUUUAGUGGACUCGGAUGCUGAACGAGUCAGGUUUGGGCUGUGCUGGAAUUGGAUGCUGAAAAUUCUUACUUGAACUCCAUGGGCAGGGCAUAUCUCACCUAUUGACAUGUUUACAGUUGUGUUCAGAUCAUUGUUCUUGAGUGUUAUGUAUUUAGUGCUAACUGUGGUAACUGAAUUGUAAAUAGUUGUUUUUUAAUCCCGUCAUCUGCUGCUUUUUACUGUUUCUGAAUUGGUGUGCUGUUGUAUCUAUUUAUUUCAUGUUCAUAUACAUAUGUUAUAGAGUGCAUGAUGCUACGAAAUAAAUAUUUUGCAUAA